AUGGACCGUGACCAGACCAGGUUCACCCACAUUCGCUUGUCUCGCCUCUCCUCUUGUUGCUUCCCUCGACCUUACAAAGUCCAAGUCCAUCCCGCAUCCAAAGCCUCCGCCGUUCCUGUCCCGACUUGCCUUCCUUGUUCCUCCUCCCCUUCCCGCCUCCACCUCUCCCACCAUCACCAGAUCCCCUUUUCCCUGCUGCGUGCGGACAGACAACCACAGACGAAACAAAUACUCGCCCACAUCCGUCAAGGUCCUUUCUCCUUCUCUCCGGCACAUCAGAGAUACCCCUCUCUGCUAGUGCCUUGCUCCAUCUAUCCUCCGCGACAAAAUCACCACAACCCUUCUGCGACAUCUUCCAUCUUGCUUCUAGAGCAUCACAUACUGUAG
Messenger RNA from Colletotrichum orchidophilum, 387 nucleotides. RefSeq lists its product as uncharacterized. The transcript has a single exon. The record is from RefSeq and is a predicted model, not a curated record. Lineage: Eukaryota; Fungi; Ascomycota; Sordariomycetes; Glomerellales; Glomerellaceae. The coding region runs from base 1 to 387 and encodes 128 amino acids.